CAGACUCAUUGGUUGUGCAACCAACAUGAUCAUGCUCUUGCUCUUUGCCAACAGUUAAUUGGUGACAUUUAAGUAUUAAUCAGCUGGAUUCUUGAUUUCUUGGUUACUACAUCUCCAUGCCAGGGGAUUUAUAAAAAAGAACCAUUAGAGGAUUGUGUGGAGCAUUCACAUUGCAGGUGGUUAGAUCAGACCCUUCACUGGAGGUUUACGCAAGAUCGGGCAGCCGAUGAGAUGAGAUUGGGCGGCAGAGCAGGCGCCGGAGCCUCCGCCGGAAAGCCCAGAACAGUGAAACUGGUGUUUAUAUGUUUGGGGUUGUUGGGGGCUGCUCUCGUAGCAGAUCUGCUUUGGGCUUCCUCUUCCUCUUACUGGGCUCCUCAGGGUUCCAUUGAUUUCGUCUUCCCAAAUCAGACCCACCACCUCUCCAAGGGCUCAACCGAGAAGGGUAAAAAAGAUGUUACUAAAGAGAGGAAACUAUCUGCUACUUUUGCAGAUUUGCCUGCCCCCGAGCUGAAGUGGGAGAAGAUGGCUUCUGCACCCGUGCCUCGUCUUGAUGGUGCUGCCAUACAGAUCAAGAACCUUCUCUAUGUCUUUGCUGGAUAUGGUACCAUUGAUUUUGUCCAUUCUCAUGUUGAUAUAUAUAACUUCACGGAUAACACGUGGGGAGGGAGGUUUGACAUGCCCCAAGAAAUGGCCCAUUCACAUUUAGGGAUGGUAACAGAUGGGAGAUAUAUUUAUAUUGUCAACGGACAAUAUGGUCCCCAGUGUAGAGGGCCUACAACACACACAUUUGUUCUGGACACUGAGACGAGGCAAUGGCAAAACAUGCCUCCUCUGCCUGUCCCGAGGUAUGCACCUGCAACAACACUUUGGAGAGGUAGGCUUCAUGUCAUGGGUGGGAGCAAAGAGAAUAGAUAUACUCCCGGAUUAGAUCAUUGGAGUAUUGCAGUUAAAGACGGAAAAGUAUUAGAAACGGAGUGGCGCCCUGAGAUACCCAUUCCUCGUGGUGGGCCUCAUAGGGCCUGUGUUGUGUUUGAUGAUCAACUUUAUGUCAUUGGUGGUCAAGAAGGUGACUUCAUGGCCAAACCGGGAUCACCUAUUUUCAAAUGCUCACGCCGAAAUGAGGUUGUGUAUGGUGAUGUAUACAUGCUAGAUGACGAUAUGAAGUGGAAAAUGUUGCCUCCAAUGCCUAAGCCAGAUUCUCAUAUUGAGUUUGCUUGGACAAUAGUUAACAGAUCGAUUUUUAUCGUUGGAGGAACCACUGAGAAGCACCCUGAAACCAAAAAGAUGACACUCGUCGGAGAAAUUUUCAAGUUUCAAUUUGACUUACAGAAAUGGGAAGUGGUCGGGAAACUACCUUACCGCGUGAAAACCACCCUAGUUGGAUUCUGGGAUGGAUGGUUAUACUAUACUUCAGGACAACGAGACAGAGGUACAGAAGAUCCCGCGCCAAAAAAAGUUAUUGGAGAAAUGUGGCGAACUAAGUUAAAGUUAUGAGCUUUUUUCUUACACACAUAUACAUAUUAACAAUAUGAAGAAGGAAUGGGAUGCGAUUUUGUGAGCUUUUGUAUUAUUGGCAUUUUGCCCCAUAUUGUAGAGCUGUUAUCUUGACGUCAUUGUGUCAAUUGAGUUGGAUUAGAAGAAUUAUAUUUCUUCCGUCCUAAUUUAAAUGGUCUAUUUUGGUUUACGAUGUUUAGUUGAAGUUAUUUUCAAUACAAUUUAUUUGAGAAUUGAAGCAAAAUUGAAAAAAUAAAUUUACAUAUUAAAAUAUUACAUCAGAAAUUUUACAAAACAAGAGGUGACAAGACUAUAUUAUUUUAUCAAAUGAGUAAUGAAAAUAGAGAAAGAAAGCGAAUGUCAUUUG
Cuscuta campestris is the source of this 1861-nucleotide messenger RNA. NCBI's taxonomy places the organism in Eukaryota, Viridiplantae, Streptophyta, Magnoliopsida, Solanales, Convolvulaceae. The record is from the annotation of a GenBank genome assembly.